This is a messenger RNA of Limanda limanda (common dab), 4797 nucleotides long. It is a transcript of the gene antxr1c, whose product is annotated as ANTXR cell adhesion molecule 1c. The transcript is spliced from 18 exons. The coding region runs from base 30 to 1730 and encodes 566 amino acids. The record is from RefSeq and is a predicted model, not a curated record. Gene Ontology annotation, molecular function: signaling receptor activity. Gene Ontology annotation, cellular component: membrane. Lineage: Eukaryota; Metazoa; Chordata; Actinopteri; Pleuronectiformes; Pleuronectidae.
CACAAAGGAACUAACUUUUUUGAGAAACUAUGGCGAGACUCGUGUCGAAUAUGCGUCUUGUUGUGUUUUUGUUGGGAUUAUUUUUGCUGGGUUCUCCAUCGGGAGGCGAGCCGGAGCCGCAGGAGGUGGAGGAGGAGGAGGAGGAGAGCUCCUGUCAGGGAGCUUUUGACCUCUAUUUUGUCCUGGAUAAGUCUGGCAGUGUGAAGAAUCACUGGGACGAAAUCUACUACUUUGUGGAGAAUUUAGCUGAGAAAUUCAAAAGUCCAAUGCUGAGGAUGUCCUUCAUAACUUUCUCCUCCAGAGCUUCUACCAUCAUGAAACUAACAGAAAACAGAAUGGACAUCAAAAAGGGCCUGAAUGCUCUGAAAAGGGAGAUUCCAGGUGGAGACACAUUCAUGCACCUUGGAUUGCAGAGGGCAAAUGAGCAGAUUUACCAUGAGAACUUUGGCACGGCUAGUGUGAUUAUUGCACUGACAGAUGGAGAGCUGCAGGAGCAUCAGCUCAUCGAUGCACAGCAAGAGGCAGAGAGAGCCAGGUCUCUUGGAGCUAUCGUGUACUGCGUUGGUGUCAAAGACUUCAAUGAGACACAGCUGGCCACCAUUGCAGACACCAUCGAGCAUGUGUUUCCUGUCCUGGGUGGCUUCCAUUCCCUCCGGGGAGUCAUUGAUUCGAUCAUCAAGAAAUCGUGUAUCGAAAUUCUGGCAGCUGAGCCGUCCAGUGUGUGUGCAGGAGAGUCUUUCCAAGUGGUGGUGAGAGGAAACGGGUUUCUUCACGCCAGAAACAUCGACCAGGUGCUCUGCAGCUUCAAAAUCAAUGACACCAUCACAAUCAAUGAGAAGCCGGCUGCAGUAGAAGACACAUUCUUACUCUGUCCAGCUCCUGUCAUCGAUGAAGUCGGAAAGGUGAUUUAUCUCCAAGUGAGCAUGAACGACGGUCUGUCCUUCAUCAGCAGCAAUGUGCACGUCACCACCACCGAGUGUUUCGAUGGCACUAUUCUCCUCAUCACCCUGCUGGUGCUGUUCCUUCUGCUGGCCAUGCUCUUCAUGUGGUGGUUCUGGCCUCUCUGCUGCACUUUGGUAAUCAAAGAAGCUCCUCCUCCACCUCCUCCUGAGCCUGAGUCCGAUGAUGAAGAUGGUCUGCCUAAGAAGAAGUGGCCCACGGUGGAUGCCUCAUAUUAUGGGGGAAGAGGAAUUGGAGGGAUCAAGAGGAUGGAGGUGCGCUGGGGAGGAAAGGGUUCGACCGAGGAGGGAGCUAAGCUGGAGAAGCCGAAGAACGCUGUGGUGAAAAUGCCGGAGCAGGAGUACGAACCCUUCGAGCCCAAACCCAAGAAAGCUCACAACAAGAAGCCCACUCAGAACCGGAAGUGGUACACGCCCAUCCGGGGUAAACUGGAUGCUAUCUUGGCUCUGUUCCGCCGUGGGUAUGACCAGGUCUCUCUGAUGAGACCCCAGCCCGGGGAUCAUGGUCGCUGCAUCAACUUCACAAGAGUGAAGGACGAGUCAGCAGCAGCAGCCAAGGCUCCGCCUCGCACCCCCAUCCACACGCCCUCGCCGCCGCCACCGGACUACCAACCCGUGACCCGCACCCCCUCCUCGUCUCCCACCUCCAGCAGCCCUCCUGCCAGAUCGCCCCCGUCAGGCCCGGUACCCCCAGGUCUGCCGCCGACCCGCACGCCCCCUGGGCUUCCCUGUCCGCCACCAUCGCGCCCCCCACCCAGCCUCCAACCCUGAAUGUCAUAGACAAAGCCCCUCCCCCAAACACCCUGGCUUUGAUCAACAGACUUACAGCUCUGUUGACCAGUUCUCUCAGUUUGAAGGCCGUCGCCCUUCUACCUGGGCCAAAGAUACUCCUGCUAUAAGCCAAAGAUUUUGAAUCCCAGUCACUUUGUUGUUCCUCUCGUAUGGGAGAGGGUGUCAAGUUAAACAGUUGAGUCGUUUCACACAUGCUACCACAAAGCGUGGUUUUAAUACCAAAGACAGUUGUUAUAAAGAAAUAUUACUAACCUUGAUGUCCAAGAUACAGUUUUGUGUGCUAAAGUGAAAUCAUUGCAAAAGCUAAUUUCCUACAGAGCACCAGUCUGUUUGACUUCACAUUUCAUUCCAUACAGAAUGAACAAGAAAUACUUUAACUUUGGUUUAGGAGGAUUGUUGCUGGACAGCAAAGCAUGUUGGGACAGGGAAGUCCACAGAAGAGUAUUGCAAUGGAUGAAACUUGUUUAAUUUGAAUCAACUACUGAGUUAUGCCAUUGUUGUUGAGAAUGAAUUUGAAAAGCAGGUUGUAAAUGGAAAGGAACCAGGAAACUCCAUUUCUUCAUUGGAGUGAGGUUUUGAGGAAUUUGAUUUCCAAGCAAAUUCAAUCAGUCAUGUUGUUCAAAGUAAAAGAAAAGAAAACAUGAAAUUUGCUUAGAAAUGUUUUGGUUUUUAUCCACCUUUUUUGUUUUGUUUCUCUGACAACAUGCAUACCCAACAGAUUCCAGCCCUCAAAUAAAGAGAUGACAGUUACAGUGUCAGGGAAGUGUACAGAUGUUAAAUGGAAGGUUUUUUACAAAAUGUUUGAGAUGUGUUUUUCGAUGCUAUGUCUUUGAGGCCUUGGAUUUUGUCCUUAACCAACUUUUCAUGUAGUUUCAUUAAGAUUACAGCAUUUAUAUUUUUUUUAUUUUGUGUUUUUUUACUUUGGUAUCUGCGCACAUAGACUGCUGGGCAACUACAGUAUGUAUUUGUUUGUUGUUAGCAUCGACACAUCGAAACAUAUAUGAAAUCAAGCAACCAGGUCAAACGUCUUUGCUCACAUUGUUAAUUUUUUUUACUUUGAUACCAUUUUGUGUUUUUUAUAUCUUCAGUUUUAUCAUUGCCGGUCACAUUGCAGGUCACAUUGCAACUGCAGGGCAGUUCAAAGAGCAUCUAAUUUAUUUUACUCCCCCCGAGAGGACUAUAGGAGAGUACUUGAAUAUCGACAAGGUGUCCAACCACCAAGACGGACACUGUGCGCAGACUUUAGAAACACAACACAUAGCCAGUUAAAAGUUAUAUAAGGCUUACCAGCAUUUCUCAACCCCUCCAGCUUCUCAAACUACGACGGAGGUUUAGGGCCAUGUAAAAGAAAAAUGACUUCUAAGAUUUUGAGAAGAAAACUCAAUAAUACAAGAACAAAGUCAUAAUUUUAUGAAAAUAAGGGAUUUUUACGAGAUAAGUAGCAAGGAGAACCCAGUUUUGUGGGAGUUUGAAUUUAUUUGCUGAACAUGGCUGUAGUAAUCUGCCGUAAAGAAAAACUUUGCUGAAACUGAACGUAACCCUUUAACAUUCAGUAAUGUGUGAACUGGGAAUAAUAAAAAGACAAGUGUGUGAAUCUUGGCAUUAUGUGUCUUAAGCUCUUUUCUAUAGCAGCUGAAAAGACGCAAAUAGUGUGUACAGGUCAUAUCAGGAAAAACAUUAUUCCUCUAAAACUGAAUGAUAAAGAAGUACGAGAUUAUGACUUUAGAAAAAUCUGUUGAAAAAUGCUGGUAUUUCUUCUAUAUCCAGUGCCUUAUGGAAUUUUCUCCCUUGACUUUUCUUUUUUUUAUAUACUUUUAGACGUACGUCGUUCAGCUAUGUACUGUACCAUUGUGUCGCCUCGUGCAUUUGUUAUCAGUUGCAGUGUCUUAAAAAAAAGAGUCUCCACUGCUGAGGGAAAGGUCGUGAAGUAAAUUGUUUCACAAAUUAGUAUAACAAAACUUUUUGGGCUGAAAAUGCUUUUUAAAUUUUGAAUCAGCCUGCUGGAGUUGAAUCAACUCAUAAUAGCUUCUUAUUUCUCAAUUACAAUUUUCAUUUUAUGAGACUUAAUAAUUUUCCAACAGUUGGUAGUAUUAUAAAGAAAAUGGUACUGUCUUUCAGUUGGUAUGGGUCCAACUAGAAUGACACUCAGUAAAGUUUAGACCUCCUCCAAAGCCUCCUUAUGAAACCACAUUUAAAUUCGUCAGAUCCUGAUUUUUAUUUGGAUCUGCUCCAAAUUUCACACUUCUAAAUAUCAGUCUCCGAAACGUGUCAGAUUUUUAACAUCAAGUUCCAUAAAUGAAUCUCUGAUAAAUCAAGAGGAAAAAUGUAGGAAAAAAAGUCCAGCCUAUUUCGCGAUGUUAAAGAAAGUGGAAAAAGUAACUGGAUCCACACUGAAAUUAAACAGACUCUUACCUGACCCACACCACAACCUCCCAACACGUUAUGUGGAGAUCUGCCUGGUAGUUUUUGUGUAAUCUCAAACAAACAAACUGACCAGCAAAGAAACGGACAGGCGUGAGAGCCUCGUUGGCAGCAAGACAAAAACAGAAACAGAUCAGACUCUGGCCGGUCUCACGGUUUGUUAAGUUACACAAUUCUGUUGCGUUACAUUGUGUUAUCUGCAACAUCAAACUGCACCUUUGUGAGACUUCAUCCUUUAACUCCCGUCAGGUUGCCAAGUGAUCGAAGCUCUAAAGCAACGCAGGUCUCUUCUCCUUCACUGACAAUACACAAAAUGUAUAAUCAUAUGUGAAAUGAAGAUUCCUCGGUUUCGUUACCUUGGUCCCAGCAAUGCAUCUUUUCUAAUUUGCUCUAAUAAUAACAACUUUAUUCACAGCCAAGAAGAAUUACAUUAUCAAUGCAGCAUCAGUGUUUGAAAGGGAGGUUCUGCAGUUGUUAUCACUGUCAGAUGAGUAGAGAUGCAUUAUGUUAACCAGUGUAUUAAACAGCAGUACUGAAGCAAAUAUGAAAGACGUAUAUGAUUUUCUUCAUUUGUUGACAUGACUUUUUUGAACAGUAUCAAUAAAAGUUCACUUCCAAGCUUCCA